Molecule: messenger RNA, 2808 nt
Organism: Micromonas commoda
Lineage: Eukaryota; Viridiplantae; Chlorophyta; Mamiellophyceae; Mamiellales; Mamiellaceae
Exons: 1
Coding region: 1-2808 (935 amino acids)
Source: RefSeq, a predicted model, not a curated record
AUGAUUCCCACGCCCCUGGAGCUCUCCUUGGGCGAGCCCUUCGAGGACGUCUCGUUUAACCCCGCGGGCACGUCCGCCUCAUCCGCGAAGAAGGCAUUGGACGACGCCGCGUCGUCGCUCGCGCGCGAUCCAGCGGUCGCCCUCGCGCCCCUCCGCUUCCUCGCCGCCAAUCGCUUCGGGAUUCCGGACCCGUGGCCGGUGGAGGCCCCGCGCUUCCUCCUCGAAGCCCUCGCGGUCGCCAACGCCACCGCCGCGUCCUCGCCGUCCCUCGCGUCGGACAUCUGGUCCCUCGCCGCCAUCCUCCUCGGAACGUGGGCGCGAUGGAGGAGCGAGCGGCACCCCGGCGGCACGUCCGAGGCGAGGGAGAUCCUCGGCGCCGUCGCUCGAACGAUUCGAGAACACGCGACGCGAGCGCACGACGGCGCGGGGCGCAAGCUCGCCAACGCACCGUUCGUCGUGAGCCAGCUGGGCGCGACGCCGGUGUUGACGCUGGCGUGCGUCGCGUCCGCGCCCCUGUGCCCGCCGGAGACCAGGGCUGGCGCGCUCAGGGACGUCGCGAGGAUCGCGGGCCUCGCCGUUAACAACGGAGGAAUCGGAACCGGAGUCGGAGGAGGAGGAGUACGCGGAGGAGGAGGAAUCGGGCCGUACCCGGGGACGCUGACGCGUCCCGAGUCGUCCGCGCAGAGGCUCGUCGCGGCUUUCGUCUACGCCGCGUCCGCCGCGGAAGAUCCCGUGCACAUAACACAGCUGUGCGCGUCGGUGUUCCCGGCGUGGAGAGGCUAUCGGGUCGGAGGAACGACCGGCUCGAACGAAAGCCCCGAGGACGCCGUCGCCUCGCAAACGUCCGGCUUGCUCCUCACGCGCGCGGUGCAGGCGACCGCGGCGACGUUCCCCGACGCCGCGGCGUCGCUCGCGGCGGUCGCGCGCGCCGUGCUCCGGGGCGAGCCGAUCGACCAGGGGGCGGGCGAGACGAGUUUGAACCUCGCGAGUUUGAAUCUCACCCUACGCCCCGACGAGUGUCGAUCGGCGGCGUCGUACGUCGCCGCGGGUUUACAGCUUGCGACGCGGCGGGGCGCGCCUCCGCCGCCCGGACGCGGAUCGCCGGACGCGUGGCAUCGCGUCGCGGACGUCGGCGCGGACGCCAUCCGCGCGUGCGUCGCGCUCGCGUCGUGUCCCGCGGGCGGCGGGAGGUGUUUCGAGCUCGCGCGCGACGUCGCCGAGGCGUGGGCCGCCGAGGGGUAUUCGAACCCGACCGAAGGCGCCGACGUCGAGGCGCGGACCGCCAGCCAGGGAGGGUUACCCCGGGACGUUGCCGCACGAGCGGCGAACGCGGCGCUCGGACGUUGGUCCAUCGCGACGUCGUGCGCGCUCGCGCUCGUCCGGUGCCAAGCGUCCGGCGCCGUCCCCCCCGACGUCGAGUGGGACGCGCUCGACGCCAUCUCGGUCGGUACCAACAGAUCGUCCGCGGCGGGCGCCUACGCGUUACUCGCGUCCGCGAGGACGAGGGCGGAUCCGGGAAGAGCGUCCGCGUCCGUCGCGGCGUGUGCGCGCGCGCCGCUCGCCAAGCGCGCGCCCGCGAUCGCGACGCUCGUCGCCGAGCGAGUCACGGAGCUUCACGCGUUGCGCGGCGGUUUCACAGCUGGCGGUUCGCCAAAAACCGGCGUCAAAUUUUCGAUUCGUUCGUUCGCGGCUCGAGCGCGAGAGCUCGCCGUCGCGGUGCACGACGCUUUCCGGGGGUUCAAAUCGAUCGCCCCGACGGCGUGGCAGCGAUCGCUCGACGCCUCCGCGACGCACCCGGCGUUCCAGGUCCCGUUCCUCACCGUGUUAGGGCUCCUUCGCGGCGUCCCUUUACUUUCAUCCGCAGAUGACGUCUCCCCGGCGCUCGCCGCCAUCGACGCCUUGGCCCGGCUGGAAUUCGCCAGGACGCCAGAUCCGAGGUACGCCACCCUCCUGCGAGACGUCGCGAACGCGUUGGCGUCCGACGACGACGUGCGGUCCGCGCGUUUGGCGCGAGCGACGUGCGAGUCGCUCUUCCCGGAUCCCGUCGCCGAGCUCGACGCCGUUUGCGGCGGGGGCGUCGCGUGGAGCGACGACGACGCGCUGGGAUCCCGGACGCACUUACUCCUGAGGCUGUUGCCGUACGCGGCGGCAAGGCUCGCGGAGGAUUCGGGGGGUGCCGACCCAACCGGGGGUGCCGAGUGGGGUGCCGAGGAAGGCGCGCGGGUGCUAGCCGCCCGGGUCCUGCCGUGCGUCGAGAGGUGCCUCGCGCACGGCCGCGACGCGCUCGUCCGAGCGGCGCACGUCGCCGCGGUGGCGAUAUUCCGUUCGCACGGCCGUUCACGCGUGACGCAAACGUGGUUCCUGAACUCGUACCUGACCCGCGCGCUGGAGAUGUACCCGCACCGAACCCCAGCGGAGCCGUUCGUCGCGGCGAUCGGCACGGUGGCGAUGCACUGCGAGCUCGGCUCGCGUCUCCCGUGUCUCGCCGCCUCCGCCGCGACGGAGCGCGCGGUCGCGUUGGACGGGAGAGGCGACGCGUCGUCGAUGGACGCGGCGUCCUCGCUCCGGAGGCUGGUGUUCGGUUUGCUCGCGUUGGUGGACCACGCCAUCGUGCCGGAGAUGGCGGCCAUCGCGGAGUCGGCGAUGAUGUCGGCGGGGCGAGGCGGGGGCAUGGACGCGGGGGCGGCGAGGGCAGCGAGGGCGAGGGCGUACGAGGACCUGGUCGCUGGCGGGGUGCUGGCGUGUUCCGAUUACGGGAGGAAAAACUCCCUCGUGCAGUGGGCGCUGCGGUGCAAGUCGAUGCUGUGA